Messenger RNA from Sinocyclocheilus grahami, 3720 nucleotides. Its product is annotated as receptor-type tyrosine-protein phosphatase eta-like. Gene Ontology annotation, cellular component: signaling receptor complex. NCBI's taxonomy places the organism in Eukaryota, Metazoa, Chordata, Actinopteri, Cypriniformes, Cyprinidae. The annotation marks the transcript as partial. The record is from RefSeq and is a predicted model, not a curated record. Gene Ontology annotation, molecular function: protein tyrosine phosphatase activity; protein binding. Gene Ontology annotation, biological process: peptidyl-tyrosine dephosphorylation involved in inactivation of protein kinase activity. The transcript has 18 exons.
CUCACCAGCAUUUAUGAUUUGUCCUUCUCUUCCUACACAGAGCCAGAUGUGAUCAGGAAUCUCAGAGUGUCUGAAAUCACAACAUCAUCUGUGUUUCUGACAUGGGAAGAACCAGCCGGAAAUAGAGAUUUCUUUAAAUUUAAUUGGACUGAUGAGAAAACAUCUAAUCAUGUAACAACCAAUAGCCCAUGGUAUAACAUCACUGAUCUGACUGCUGGAGUCAAUUACACAUUUAUCAUCACAGCUGUUGCGGCAGAUAAAUCAACAGAAGGAGAAUCAGUGGUUACCUCUAAAUAUACAAAGCCUGACGUCAUAAUGAACAUCACAGCUGCUGAUAUUACAACAUCCUCAGUCUUACUAAAUUGGACUAAACCAAAUGGCCAAAGCUCCCAUUACCGUGUAGAAUAUGAAAAUAACAGUGUGACUACUGAAAACACCUCCAUUGAGAUAAAUGAUCUGACUCCUGGAGCACAGUACACAUUCAGAGUGUUUGCAGUUGCAGCUGAUCAUGUGACCGAGGGGAGAGCCAAUCAGAUUUCACUGUAUACCAAGCCAGAUGUGAUCAGGAAUCUCAGAGUGUCUGAAAUCACAACAUCAUCUGUGUUUCUGACAUGGGAAGAACCAGCCGGAAAUAGAUCUUUUUUUAUACUUAAUUGGACUGAUGAGAAAUUGGACUUGACCAGAAAUUCAAUAGAAACUACUAACACUUCCUAUAACAUCACUGGUCUUACUGCUGGAGUCAAUUACACAUUUAUCAUCACAGCUGUUACUGCAGAUAAAUCAACAGAAGGAGAAUCAUUGGUUACCUCAAAUUAUACUAAGCCUGACGUCAUUAUGAACCUCACAGCUGCUGAUAUUACAACAUCCUCAGUCUUACUAAAUUGGACUAAACCAAAUGGCCAAAGCUCCCAUUACCGUGUAGAAUAUGAAAAUAACAGUGUGACAGCUGAAAACACCUCCAUCGAGAUAAAUGAUCUGACUCCCGGAGCACAGUACACAUUCAGAGUGUUUGCAGUUGCAGCUGAUCAUGUGACCGAGGGGAGCGCCAAUCCGAUUUCACUGUAUACCAAGCCAGAUGUGAUCAGGAAUCUCAGAGUGUCUGAAAUCACAACAUCAUCUGUGUUUCUGACAUGGGAAGAACCAGCCGGAAAUAGAGAUUUCUUUAAACUUAAUUGGACUGAUGAGAAAACAUCUAAUCAUGUAACAACCAAUAACCCAUGGUAUAACAUCACUGAUCUGACUGCUGGAGUCAAUUACACAUUUAUCAUCACAGCUGUUGCGGCAGAUAAAUCAACAGAAGGAGAAUCAGUGGUUACCUCUAAAUAUACAAAGCCUGACGUCAUAAUGAACAUCACAGCUGCUGAUAUUACAACAUCCUCAGUCUUACUAAAUUGGACUAAACCAAAUGGCCAAAGCUCCCAUUACCGUGUAGAAUAUGAAAAUAACAGUGUGACUACUGAAAACACCUCCAUUGAGAUAAAUGAUCUGAUUCCCGGAGCACAGUACACAUUCAGAGUGUUUGCAGUUGCAGCUGAUCAUGUGACCGAGGGGAGAGCCAAUCAGAUUUCACUGUAUACCAAGCCAGAUGUGAUCAGGAAUCUCAGAGUGACCAACAUCACAACCUCAUCUGUGUUUCUGACAUGGGAAGAACCAGCCGGAAAUAGAUCUUUCUUUAAACUUCAGUGGACUGAUAAUAAAACAAGUGAAAAUUCAACAGAAACUAUUAACACUUCCUAUCACAUCACUGGUCUGACUUCUGGAGUAAAUUACACAUUCUGCAUCACUGCUGUUACUGCAGAUAAAUCAACAGGAGGAGAAACUGUCUGCAGAUCACAAUUUACUAAGCCAAAUGUGAUCCGGAAGUUCAGAGUGACCAACAUCACAACAUCAUCUGUGGUUCUGACAUGGGAAGAACCAAUUGGAAAUAGAUCUUUCUUUAAACUUCACUGGACUGAUGAGAAAACAAACAGAAAUUCAACUGAAACUAGUAACACGUGCUAUAACAUCACUGGUCUGACUGCUGGAGUCAAUUACACAUUUAUCAUCACAGCUGUUGCAGCAGAUAAAUCAACAGAAGGAGAAUCAGCGGUUACCUCAAAUUAUACUAAGCCUGACAUCAUAAUGAACAUAACGGCUGCUGAUAUUACAACAUCCUCUGUUUUACUAAACUGGAUUAAACCAAACGGUCAAAGCUCCCGUUACCGUGUAGAAUAUGAAAAUAACAGUGUGACUACUGAAAACACCUCCAUCAAAAUAAAUAAUCUGACUUCCGGAGCACAGUACACAUUCAGAGUGUUUGCAGUUGCAGCUGAUCAUGUGACCGAGGGGAGAGCCAAUCAGAUUUCACUGUAUACCAAGCCAGAUGUGAUCAGGAAUUUCAGAGUGACCAACAUCACAACCUCAUCUGUGUUUCUGACAUGGGAUGAACCAUUUGAAAAUAGAUCUUUCUUUAAAAUUAACUGGGCUGAUGAGAAAACAAACAGAAAUUCAACAGAAACUAGUAACACUCUCUAUUACAUCACUGGUCUCACUGCUGGAGUCAAUUACACAGUCUGCAUCACUGCUGUGACAGCAGAUAAAUCAAAAGGAGAAACUUUCUGCAUCUCAAAAUAUACCAAGGCUUCCUCUACCUCUCUGGUGGUCAAAGCACUAGGCGUUGCACUCACUGCAAUAAACCUAACAUAUUCUUCUGAAUUGUGUACAUGCCUCUCAAUUUUUGAUGCUUCUCCCAACAGUCUUGACAGCAAGUCUGCAAAGUUCUUUCUGCCAGAUGAUGCUUCAAGAGUGAAGUUGUCAAUGUGUGGCAGUUCCUUUGAUGACUACAUCAACGCCAACUACAUCCCAGGCUACAAUUCAAGAAAGGAGUUUAUAGCAGCUCAGGGUCCGUUACCCGUAACAGUGAAUGAAUUCUGGAGAAUGGUCUGGGAGAAGAACGUCUACACCAUCGUGAUGCUGACCAAAUGCAAUGAGAUGGGACGAGUGAAAUGUGAGAAGUACUGGCCAUCUGGGACUAAUCAUUAUCAUAACAUCUCUGUGACGACCACUUCAGAGAUCGAACUGGAGAGUUGGACAAUAAGAGACUUUAGAAUCAAAAAUGUGAAAACAGCAGAAUCUCGCUACGUACGCCAGUUCCACUUUACGGCAUGGCCGGAUCAUGGAGUUCCACAGACCACUGAAGUCCUCAUUGACUUCAGACACCUGGUGAGAGAACACAUGGAGCAGUACUCACGUCACUCUCCAACUGUGGUGCACUGCAGUGCCGGUGUGGGAAGAACAGGGACCUUCAUUGCCAUUGACCACCUGAUCUUCCAGGUUGAAAGAGACAGCAUGGUGGACAUCUUCGGAAUCGUUAAUGACAUGCGCAUGCACAGGCCUCUUAUGGUGCAGACUGAGGAGCAAUAUGUUUACCUCCACCAGUGUGCAUAUGACAUAAUUCGAUCAAGAACUGGAACCAAUGUGGACUUAAUUUACCAGAACGCAGCAGCACUCAGUAUCUAUCAGAAUGUAAACUAUCAAAAUCAUGUUGGUGUGGAAGGGAAUGAGAAGGGAGCCAUGAUUGACACCGUCUGUAAUUUACAGUGGAAGCUUCCAGAUUACUCUUCCUUCCCACAUCAAGUCUAUAUGGCAUCAGAUGCUCCAGGCUGCUGUUCAAGUUCUCCUAGCCUUGACAUUCAGUGUUUGGAGCUUGGAAGACAUCCUGCCCUACUUUCCCUCCUUUGA